Messenger RNA from Suillus subaureus, 759 nucleotides. RefSeq lists its product as uncharacterized. The annotation marks the transcript as partial. The transcript has 5 exons. NCBI's taxonomy places the organism in Eukaryota, Fungi, Basidiomycota, Agaricomycetes, Boletales, Suillaceae. The record is from RefSeq and is a predicted model, not a curated record.
AUGUCUUACGCCUCCGUUGUUGCUCACGAUGCUCCUCCCUCGUCUGAGCAGCCUCGUCCAGAUCCUGCGCUCCUCACGACCGAACGCUCCGCUGCAAGUAAUGUUAUCGACGACACUUCUAAAGUAACCAGCGAUUUUAAAGAGAAACCUGCCACAUACACAUCCGAAACAUAUGUUCCAGAAGAUGUCGAUGAUGAUCUCAUCAAUCCAGGCAGGAAACAGGUGAAAGGUAAAAGGAAUAGGCGCCUUCAGGAGGCUCGGGCGGAAGGCACUUAUUUGUGGGAGGUCACAAAACACUAUUUGUUUCGCCCAGGUGUUGCUGGUGGUCUCAUUGGCCUGGUGAAUGUCGGUCUUCUGUCUAGCGUGGGCUACAGAUUCUACACGAAACCUAGUCUUCGUCAGAAUCCCACUGCCAUAAGCUCGGCAGCGGCAGGAGCACUGCUACUGAUCGGGACUGAAGGUUACGCAGCAGAGAAGUAUCGACAGACCCCUAUCGGUCGCCAGGAAGAACGACGCGCACAUGAGGAAGGCACCCUCAUCUACAUGCAACUUCGAGAGCACGUCUUUCGUCCGGGUGUCUUGGGCGGUUUGGUCGGACUAGUAAACACAGCGAUCCUUGGAGCAGUAGGGUAUUACAGCUAUGCAAACUGGUACAAACCUAAGUGGAACCGGGAUGUCGUCACGGCUGUUGCAUUCGGCCUUCUCACACUUUGGGGUGGUGAAGGGUAUCUUGCAGAGCGCUAUCGUGCAGAACGGCGG